This is a messenger RNA of Cooperia oncophora, 279 nucleotides long. NCBI's taxonomy places the organism in Eukaryota, Metazoa, Nematoda, Chromadorea, Rhabditida, Trichostrongylidae. The record is from the annotation of a GenBank genome assembly.
AUGACGAAUGAACAAAUGGUCGCCAGAGAAAUGCGAGAAAAAGCCGUCUACGCGCAGAAACUGGAGAAAGAGCUCGAAGAAACGCGAAAACGACUGGACGAACUCACCAAGUGUUGUGCUGGAAAGGAUGAUGAGCUGAAAACGCAUAUGGAGAUCAUUAAUGUUUUGAAGGAGGAAGACGGAGAGGGGAGGCGAGAAAUUGCUGAAAGAGAUCGAAGAAUAAAAGAGUUAGAGGAAAUGAUGCAAGGAAUGUUCGAUCGUGGAGAGAAUAAACAAUAA